Amoebophrya sp. A120 is the source of this 716-nucleotide messenger RNA. Lineage: Eukaryota; Dinophyceae; Syndiniales; Amoebophryaceae. The record is from the annotation of a GenBank genome assembly.
AGAAAACCGGCAAUGAUGGCAAGAAUUACGAGUUCUUGCGCACGUUGCGCGACCUCCGGAGCCGCGAUGGUGGAUUGGGUCCCUACGCAGUACGUCGAGGAUACCAAGCAAGGACUGCGAGUGCAGGUGACAUGAACCCUGAAAAUCACAACACCACCGAUUUGGCGACGACGCUCGCACAGGAUGGCGGAAAUAACGUAAAUACUAAGCCGGGCAAAAAGAACUACAAGAUCUCAAAAAUGUUCUCGCGGCUCUGGAAAAGUAGUCUAUUCGGACGCAGUCGUGGCGGCAGGGCGGAUAAGGAUGUGGUCGCAAAGGUGGGCUCUACUACUUCUGCAGCUCUCGCAACAGAAACAAGCUGUGCGCGAGGCACUGUAGACGCUAGCUGUAGUGAAAACGCGGGGAGGAGAAGGCAAGUAUUAGCAGGUCCGUGUCCACCACCUUGGGGCCAGGAUGCCACAGCAGCUCGAGGACUUUUCGCUAAAGAAGACGAUGCCCCGCCCUCUGAAUCACUUCCAGGGGGACGUAGAACUUUUACAACCCGACGAGGAGACCAGACAAUGGAUUGUUCCGAUUCUUCAUCUUCCGAAGUGGUUGAUGAUGAUGAAUUCGAGAUGCUACAAGGAGUGAGCAAGAUUAUCACCUUCGCGGAUUUGAUUCUCGUCCGGCCGGCUUCGUACUCUUCACAAGUUGUCGGUGGAGCUGGUGGGAAAACA